Molecule: messenger RNA, 2280 nt
Organism: Capronia coronata CBS 617.96
Lineage: Eukaryota; Fungi; Ascomycota; Eurotiomycetes; Chaetothyriales; Herpotrichiellaceae
Exons: 1
Coding region: 1-2280 (759 amino acids)
Cellular component (GO): mitochondrion
Molecular function (GO): ATP binding; ATP hydrolysis activity
Source: RefSeq, a predicted model, not a curated record
AUGCGGAGGACCCUCGCCCGAUUUGCCCAGAGCCUGAAAACCGGCCAGGCGAACACGAAUCUCAUCCAGAUCCGCAAUGGCACCUUCUACAAAGAACAUCCUCGAGCCGAUCACGGCGACGCUUCAGCUUCAACGAACAACCCUCCCCUCUUCCCGAACCUGACCUUUGAAUUGCCUGCCACGGUACAACAUGGAGACCGGCCUGCGCCGAGAAAAGACCAGCACUGGGCGGUGAUCAGCGCAACUGAUGGAACAACAUUCCUCGAAAUUCUACGAGGCUCACACCUCUGUUUCCCACCGAACGCGAGAUCGUACCCGUACCUGGCCUCGGACGAGAUCGACCACAAAGACCAUCGGCUACGCGUCCUUUCACGGGCCAUCCAGUAUGUCGGGUUCAACAGCGGCAAGGGCCAUGGGGCCGGUGGAAUAAGAGGUGCAUAUCUAAGUGCUCGCUACGAAAGCCGCAGAGAAGAGACCGACUGGUCCGUCUUACAGUAUUUGAGAGGAGAAACAGAACUGAAUCCUUCCCAAGAUUCGCCGGAGAAGCAUGUCGACGAGACGCUUCUGCACAAGGUCAUCUCGGACCUGCGGCUGCAGAGGUUGAUGGACAUGCCUGUGAGCAAUCUGAGCAAUGGCCAGACCAGACGAGCUAGGAUUGCCAAAGCCCUGCUCGGCAAGCCGGAGCUUCUGUUACUGGAUGAGCCGUUUAUGGGUUUGGAUCCUCCGACCCUGGUUACGCUGUCGCCCAUGCUGCGCGAGCUUGCCUACCGAUCAUCGCCUCUGCUGUUGCUCGGGCUGCGUCCUCAAGACCCGAUCCCGGACUGGAUCACACAUCUUGUCGUGCUCGGACAUAACCAUUCGGUGGCGUUGAUGGGUGAGAAGAACCAGGUGCUCUUCAGCCUGGGCCGGUGGCUGGAUCUGAUGUUGUCGACGAAGCUUCCAAGUCACAACACUGCCGGGCGUAGACUUGACCACGAGAUGGCAGCGCUCAUGACUGCAAAAUACGGGCCUCCUCCAUCUGGUGUCGGCGAUGUCCUGAGUGGAAAUGGGAUCUCGAGACAUCCGGUUUUCCAGCAUAUUCACGACCCCAGUUUCGCGCAGUACCUAUUACCUGACGGGACGAUCGACCCGACGAGGCUCUCCGAGGAGGACGCGGUGCGAUGGCAAACAGCCCAGACCAAAAGAAAAGAGUCGAACGCAGACCUCGACGACCUGCUCACACUCACAACCAGCCUUCCGGCCAAUCUGGCAGGUGCGGAAGAAGCGACACCCACGCCCUCCGGAUCUCAAACUUUUCCCCCUUCUCUAACACAGAGUCCUCACCCUGCAAGCAGUGAACGGUCUCUAGGCGAUCCGCUAAUCGAGCUUCACUCCGUGGUCGUGAAGUACGGAGACAAGACCGUCCUAGGCCACGGCCCGGCGCAACCAGGCUUCGCCGAGCCUGGCCUGAACCUCACCAUCCGACAAGGCACGCGCCUUGCUCUUCUGGGCCCCAACGGCUCCGGCAAAACAACUCUUCUUUCGCUGCUGACAUCCGACCAUCCCCAAUCAUACAGCCUGCCGAUCAAAUUCUUCGGCCGUUCACGACUGCCUACGCCCGGCCAGCCAGGCCUAUCCUUAUGGGAAAUCCAAUCUCGCAUCGGCCACUCGUCGCCGGAAAUCCACGCAUUCUUUCCCAAACAUUUACCGGUGCGGCGUGUUCUGGAGAGUGCUUGGGCGGAGACAUACGCCGGCAAACCGCAGCUGACACCUGAGCGGACCGCGUUGGUCGACACCUUCCUCAACUGGUGGGAACCCGAAUUGAGACAAGACAGUCCUGGCACUGGGACUGGGAGUGAGACUGGAAACGACAAGUCGAAGAAUCUGGACUGGGCUACGGACCGGCAAACCCACGCCCUUGGCGUGCUCCCCUUCGGCACCCAACGUCUAUUACUCCUCCUCCGCGCCAUCAUCAAACAGCCUGACAUUAUCAUUCUGGACGAAGCUUUCUCCGGUCUGUCGGCGGAGACUCGAGAUAAAGCAAUGGCCUGGCUUGAGUAUGGGGAGGCACGGCCCACCACUCCGGCGGCCACAAGACCCCUAUUCCCUGGUCUGCAGGACACUCAAGCCCUUGUCGUGGUGUCGCACGUCAAAGAGGAGAUUCCAGACAUGGUCGACGAGUGGGUCCGUCUGCCCGGCGAAGAGGAGGUCAGCGAACACGGCCGCGGCGUCGAAUUCGGCCGGUCGGCCAAAGGAGAUAUCCGGACCGGAGAAGGAUGGAUGAAAGUUUGGGGACUUUAG